This is a messenger RNA of Salpingoeca rosetta, 2993 nucleotides long. RefSeq names its product guanylate cyclase. NCBI's taxonomy places the organism in Eukaryota, Choanoflagellata, Craspedida, Salpingoecidae. The record is from RefSeq and is a predicted model, not a curated record. Gene Ontology annotation, cellular component: guanylate cyclase complex, soluble. Gene Ontology annotation, biological process: cGMP biosynthetic process; response to oxygen levels. Gene Ontology annotation, molecular function: guanylate cyclase activity; heme binding. The transcript is spliced from 7 exons. The coding region runs from base 312 to 2423 and encodes 703 amino acids.
GCAAAAUAGUCUGCAGCAAAACACCGCGUGAAAUCUUUCUUUCAAGACAAGCCGUGCACAGCCUCACCCCAUCUGUUCGUAGGCAAGAAGACGAACGGAGGAGCAACACGCACCAAAAGGCAGACCGUUGGUAUUCGGCAGCAUCACACAAACCCGCACACUCACAUACGCCUCUCUUGCCUACCCACACACACACACACACACUUCGAGGUACACAAAGUUUGUUUGUGUCGCGGUCAACCAGCCAUCAGCAAGACAACCCGUAUAUCUCUUCCUUUACGCCUCCGCCUACGCGUCACCUCACCCUCAGGAUGUACGGCUUGCUGCACAAGGCCCUCACCAGCUGGGUGGAAUCCCUGCCCGAUGGAGAUGAGCUCUUGCAAGAGAUUAUGAAAGUGAUCAACUUCUCCGGCCACCCGGACGACUUCUUCCGUUACUACUCUGACGAGCAAACCGCCCUGUUCCUCAGCACCGUUGCAAAGAUCACUGGCCGCUCGGAGGAGGACUGCAAGUAUGAGGCGGGCGGGUUCUUCCUUACCGGUAUCCUGGAGAGCGGCUAUGGCCAUGCCUUGCGCACCCUGGGCGAUGACUUCUUCACUAUGCUGCAAAACCUCGACAGCCUCCACGAGUCGUUUCUUCCGUCCUUCCCCAAGAUGCGCACGCCCUCCAUCCGGCCGACCCGCAACCCAGACGGCACCAUGACCAUCCACUACUACUCUGACAGCGUUGGCCUUGCGCCCUUCAUGAUGGGUGCCCUCAAGGCGUGUGCCCUCCGCAUCUAUGACCUCGACAUUGACAUCCGCCAUCGAACAAAGAAGGGCGCUGGAGACAACCACGACGUGUUCCACGUUUUCAUGGACCCAAGGGGAUUUGGCAUUGAGAAGGAAGUCGACGAGACAGUCAACAACAUGUGCAACCUGACACUGUCGGGAUCGCUCACCAACGACCUGUUUCCAUGGCACUUUGCUGUCGGCCGUGACCUCAACGUCACGUCUGUCGGGAAACACCUUGGCAGCCGGCUGAAGGAGCCGCCCGUUGGUCGCCCCGCAAAGGCCAUCUUCAAGAUUGUCAACCCGGUGGACGUCACGUUUGACUUUGAGACGCUCGCCUCCCUCGACGGCGUGUCGUGCCUCUUCAAGAUCGACGUGAAGCAUCUCCGUGACCCGGCGUUUGCAACCGCAGGCACACCCGGCUCCGUGCACAGCGUGUCCCUCGGCGCCGCCUCGCACACAAGCAGCCAGCGCGCAGACGCUUGCCCCUUCUCGGGCAACUCCUCCAUGGCAUCGUCCAACAUGUCCUCCAAGCGGUCCUCUGCGCUGAGCUUUGCGUCCCACCGCUUCAACAUGCGCGCAGAGCACAUCAAGCUGCACGGGCAGGUCACCUACCACGCCGACUCGGACUGCGUCGUGUUCUUCGGCACCCCGGCCCUGCGCUCCCUGGAGGAGAUGGAGGCACAGCGCAUUGAGCUGUCGGAGAUGCCGCUGCACAGUCACGGCCGCGAGUACCUGUACGGCUCCAUGUUCCAGUCCGCCUCUGCCAAGAACUCCAACGAGGUGGACAAGAAGCUUGCCGAGCUGGACCAGUCCAUGGCAGAGGUGCAACACAAGAAGAAGGAGAUUGACUCGCUCCUCCACAGCAUCCUCCCACCGACGGUUGCUGGUUCACUGGCCAGAGGCGAAAUCCCUCCUGCAGAGCGCUACCAACACGUGACUGUUCUCUUCAGCGAUAUUGCCGGUUUCACAAACAUUUCUUCGGAUGUGCCGGCAACAGAGGUGAUGGACAUGCUACAUGAGCUCUUCCUGAAGUUUGAUGACCUGGCAGACAAGCACGGCUGCUACAAGGUGGAGACAAUUGGCGACGCGUACAUGGUGGCUGCCGGCUGCCCGGAGAAGUGUGAGGACCACGCUCUGCGUGUUGCCCGCUUGGCCAUUGACAUGGUGCGCACGGCACAGUCGGUGCUGUCGCCACUUGACGGCGAGCCGAUCCGCAUCCGCGUUGGGCUGCACUCUGGCCCGUUGAUGGCCGGUGUUGUUGGGCGCGCGCGUCCACGCUACUGUCUGUUUGGCGACACCGUCAACGUCGCCUCGCGCAUGGAGAGCAACGGCCUGCCGGGAUGCAUCCAAACAAGCUACCGCUUCACGCAGGCGCUGCCACCGGACCAUCCGUUGGAGAUUGUGGCGCGCGGGCACAUCGACAUCAAGGGCAAAGGCUGCAUGAAGACGUUCCUGGUGCUCGGGGCACACGACGACGGCGACCAGGAGCCACUGCUCCCGACGGAGAGCACGUCAGAUGAUCUUGCGCCAAAGCUGUACGAAAUGAUGGCUGGCAAGUCCAACGUGGAGGAUCGCUUGGCAGAGAUCAGCACGAGCGCAACCGCUCUUCGCAACAGGCGAAAGCAGUUGGCACGCUCCCACGUUGUGUAGCGGCUGCUGAGCCCACGAAGUCGGGUGUCAGUGCACGCACGCAUUGUCACACACACACACCCAUGUGUCUAACGUGAGCUGAUUUGUUCGCCUGUUGACAAACAGUGUGUUACUGUCAGCUGCAGCAGCAACAACAACAACAACAACAACAACAACAACAACAACAACAACAACAACAACAACAACGUCAUCAUCAAAUUCAUGACCAUCACCCUGCUUUUGUCUCAAACACUCCAGUACACCAAUCAAGGCAACCUACCCUUGGUCUUUGCAUUCUCCAUGUGCGCGGCGUUUUGGUUGCCUCAUUUCGUUUGAUGUUUUGUUCGAGUUGACGUGUGAGCUUUCGGUCUUUACAGAUUGUGCACUUCCCUUGCGUCUGAACGGUCGCCUUGCUUGUGACCAGCAGCACAUGUUGACAUGGGCACGUGCUGUCUGUGCUUCGCUUUCGCCUUCGUAAACAGCAGCUGCAACAACAUAUAGAGAGCAACCCGGACCAUUCGUGGUUCAGUGCUGCACAAAGACAGUGACACGCCAACCCCUUUCAUUCAUUUACUUCUUCAUGCAUACGGA